AUGGCUAUGCCGAUGAACAUGCCCCCGGCUUCGUCCAUCUUCUCGAUGUACGCCUCCGUCUCCGCCGUCAUCAUGCUCCUCCACACAACAAUCAACCAGCUCCUCCCCCGCCCCGCCCAGCAAUUCCUCCUCUCCCUCCUCCACCGCCUCUUCUCCCGCCGCCCCUCCCACGCCACCGUGGUCAUCGAGGAGCGCGACGGCCUCUCCUCCAACGAGAUCUUCUACGCCGCCGAGACCUACCUCUGCUCCCACCUCCGCCCCGACUUCCACCGCCUCAAGGUCACCAAGCGCCACAAGGACCCCUCCCUCUCCCUCCGCUUCGCCAACUCCCAGACCAUCGUCGACGACUCCCACCUCGGCGUCCCCCUCCACUGGCGCUUCGUCAACGAGGAAAACAAGAAACCCAACAAGGUCCUCGACGAAGACUCCAACCACCUCGUCCUCGAAUCCGAGAAGCGUUACUUCGAACUCACCUUCAAUAAAAAGUUCAAAGACACCGUCCUCGACUCAUACAUCCCGUCCAUCCUCGACCGAGCCAAAAUCAUUCGGGAGGAGAAAAAGGUCGUAAAGAUUCACACCAUAUCCGGCGCUGCUUCCUUCAACUCCUUCGUCUGGGACUCCAUCAAUUUGGAGCACCCCUCAACGUUUGAGACGCUGGCAAUGGAGGCGGAUUUGAAGACGAGGAUCAAGGAGGAUUUGGACCGGUUCGUGGGGAGGAAGGACUUUUACCGGCGAGUUGGGAGGGCGUGGAAGAGAGGCUACUUGCUGUAUGGCCCGCCGGGGACGGGGAAAUCCAGCUUGAUUGCGGCUAUGGCGAAUUAUCUCAAGUUCGAUAUCUACGAUUUGGAGCUUACUAAUGUGAGGCGUGAUUCCGAUUUGAGGAAACUGCUUCUCACCACCGCCAAUAGGUCCAUUCUUGUCAUUGAGGAUAUUGAUUGCACCGUCCAACUUCCCGACAGGAACGGCUUCGCCGCCGCUGUUGAAGUUGGUAAUGCCCAUUUCCAACGCCCGCGUGAUCAUCAGUUCACACUCUCAGGGCUGUUGAACUUCAUCGACGGGCUGUGGUCGAGCUGCGGGGACGAGCGAAUCAUCGUAUUCACUACAAACAACAAAGGCAAGCUGGAUCCGGCAUUGCUCCGGCCGGGGCGCAUGGACAUGCACAUACAGAUGUCCUAUCUCACGCCCGAUGGGCUCCGCCUCUUGGCCUCCACUUAUCUCGGCAUCCACGGCCACCACCCCCGUCUCUCCGAGAUCGAAAAUCUAAUCAAGAUGAAGAACACCACUCCCGCUGAAGUUGCCGAAGAGCUCAUGAAAUUUGAUGAUGUCGAUUUAUCCCUUAAUGAGUUGCUAAAUUUUCUUGAAAACAAGAACACCGAAGAAGACGACACCAAAGUUAUUAGUGAUAAAGAUAUGGAGGUUGGUGCGGCCAAACACCAAGUUACGGCCCUCGAUUGGGACUUUUAAAUGUGACACAUUAAGAAACUACUAAUUUGGAAUGCUAAAAUGGUUGGAU
Molecule: messenger RNA, 1513 nt
Organism: Salvia hispanica
Lineage: Eukaryota; Viridiplantae; Streptophyta; Magnoliopsida; Lamiales; Lamiaceae
Product: AAA-ATPase At5g17760-like
Molecular function (GO): ATP binding; ATP hydrolysis activity
Source: RefSeq, a predicted model, not a curated record